AUGGAAGAGAAAGUAAUGAUAAAAGAAAAUUCUCAAACUACUCGAUGUAAAACUGAAAAAUUUUUACAAAUUAUUUCUGCUAUAAUUAUUCCAUUAGUUAUUGCUAUUGCAACAAUUGUAAUUACUGUUCAACAAAAUCGAUAUAAUCAAGCUACUCGUGAAAAUGAUCUUGAUAUAGCACAAAAACAACGUGAACAAGAUCUUUUAAUAGCUAAUCAAACACGUGAACAAGAUCGUGAAUUAAAUACACGUCAACGUCAACAAGAACAAAAUUUAGCUGAUCAACAACGACAAGAAACUUUACUUGAUAAUUAUAUACGUGAUACAUCACAAUUAAUUUUAUCUUUAAAUUUUACAUACACUUAUGAAAUUCGAGAAUAUAUUUUUCGGCCACAAGCAUUAGCUGUUCUAAGACAAUUAGAUGCUAAAAGAAAAACAAAUGUUAUUUUAUUUUUACUUGAAUCUGGAUUAUUAUCGAGCGGUGAAGAUCCAAUUAGUUUAGUUGGUGCUAAUUUAGAUGGAUUAAUUUUAGAUAUUGAAGAAGAUACUGCUUUUCAUCCUUAUCUAUUUGAUCUAGCAUUAUCAUACACUUCACUUGUUAAUGCAUCAUUUAAUAAUCGACAAUUACGUUAUGCUGAUUUUCGUUAUACACAAAUGCGAGGUGUUUCAUUCGAAGGCACAACACUUUUAUCUGCAGAUUUUUAUGCGGCUAAUUUACGUAAUGCAAAAUUUUCUAAUGCUAAUCUUCGUGGAGCUGAUUUUUCUUCCACUGAUUUAACUGGUUGUGAUUUAUCUGACAAACAAUUGUAUAACGAAAUUCUUACAUUAGAUGAUGCAAUUCUUCCAGAUGGAAAAACACUUGGUAAAGCUCCAAAUAUAAUUAUAAAUGGAGAUGCAGAACUUGGUUCAAUAUCUGGAUGGAAUUUAGAGAAUCGAAAUAAUAUUACGGCUGCUAAAUAUAAAAAUCAAACAAAUCAAGCAUAUGGUAAAUGGUAUUUUCAAGUUAAUGGUAAUACUACACAAUUAAAUAUGUGGCAACGAAUUGAUGUCAGUUCAUAUGCAAAUAUGGUAAGAUAUGGUGGAAUUCAGAUAGUUUUAUCAAUGGAAGCGUCACCAUCGGAUUCGACAUGUAAAAUGUAUGUAAAAACAUUUGAUAGUCAUAAUACAGAACUUCAAAAUGAAAUACAAAUUUUAACAAAAUUUGAAGUUGAAGGUGAUUUUUUAUAUACAUCAGGUGUUUUACCAUGCCGUCGUGAUACAAAGUUAAUUGACAUUGCAAUUCAGACUUUCGGUGCAAAAAUUAUUGAUAAUAUCCAUGUAUCAUUAAAACACAGCGGUUAUAGUAUUGGCUAA
Molecule: messenger RNA, 1353 nt
Organism: Adineta steineri
Lineage: Eukaryota; Metazoa; Rotifera; Eurotatoria; Adinetida; Adinetidae
Source: the annotation of a GenBank genome assembly